GUUGUUCAGGAAGGAGAAACUUCACAGCCUUUCGAAAUACAAAACUGAUUCCCAUGGAAACAUCCUCAUCCUCUGAUGACAGUUGUGACAGUUUUGGUUCUGAUAAUUUUGCAAACACAAAAUGCAAAUUUAGGUCGGAUAUUAAAGAAGAACUGGCAAAAAUUUUUCAUGAAGCCUCUGAUGAUGAAUCUUUCUGUGGCUUUUCAGAAAAUGAGGUUCAAGAUGCAUUGAAACUGGAAUCAGAUCCAGAUGAGAAUGAUACAAGAGCUGAAAGCGAGAUGGAUCAGAGAGGGCGGAAAUGCCCUGUUCCUCUGAAAGUAGCCAUGAAGUUUCCACUUCGAAGGUCAGAGAGGAGGAAGGGUGGCGUGGAACCUGUUCCUGAAACACCGAUGCCUGCUCCAGAUUCAGACUCUGACACUGAAGAAAGUGGUGCCAUGUUUUUAGAAAAAAGAGCUUUAAACAUAAAGGAAAACAAAGCAAUGCUUGCAAAACUAAUGGCUGAGUUGCAAAAUGUUUCUGGUAUCUUUGGUGGGAGAAAAUCGUUGCCAGCUGUCAGUCAUCAGGGACCAAAGCGCCUUCCAAGGCAUUCAUUGCCCAAAUGUGCCUUGAGGAGGAACCCAGACCGGAGCUCUCGGCCUCACACAAGGUCAAGGUCCUUGAUUGAAGGUCCUCCUACUCUGGUACCAGAAGAGGAAGAAGAUGACCGAUACAUCUUGGUGAGAAGAAGAAGAAUGUCUGAUGAAUACCUGGAGCAUGAAGCCCGUGCUCCCAGGAGGGGUCACCGUGGUGCCAUGGCUUUUCCACAUGUUGUGCGCCCAGUUGAGGACAUAACAGAAGAAGAGCUGGAUAAUAUUUGUGGAUCUGCAAGUGAAAAAGUAUAUAACAGGGCUAUGGGCUCCACCUGUCACCAGUGUCGCCAGAAGACCAUAGACACCAAGACAAACUGUCGCAACCCUGACUGCGUGGGAGUGCGGGGCCAGUUCUGUGGGCCGUGCCUCCGCAACAGAUACGGGGAGGAUGUCAGAGCAGCGCUGCUGGACCCGACAUGGAGGUGCCCCCCAUGUCGUGGAAUCUGCAACUGUAGCUUCUGCAGACAGCGAGAUGGCCGAUGUGCCACAGGUGUCCUGGUCUACCUGGCCAAGUACCACGGCUUUGACAAUGUCCAUGCCUACUUAAAAAGUCUGAAACAAGAACUUGGAAUGGACGACUGAAGCUGUGACUGCCUUCAAAUUACAUGCUCUUUUACCAACGUAAUAUUAUUGCCUGCAGUGAAUUGUUUAAUCAAAUGAGAUUACAAAGUGCCUUCCCUGCUUCUCUUUUAGGCAAAAAAGGAUAAAAACCUUUCAUUUAUUUCAGUAUAAAUCAUACUUGGGAAAGCUGUUUAAUGCAGGUCUUCACCCACAGGCCAUUGUUUUCUCUUUUAGACAACUUUCCAAAUCAGUCCUUGUUUUCAUGAUAGUAACUUUUCUUCUUCCUGAAAGGGGAUGAGGCUUUAAGCCAUUCGUUUCACUCACGCCACAAUCUAUGCUGCAGGUUUACUUAUGCUCCAAAAUUGGUUACAAAAAGAUAGAGAUGUUCUGAAAAUCUGGGGAGGUUUUCCUCACAGAACCAAUACCAACUUCUACAAUACAGACAUUUCUCGAUCAAAUGGAAUUGUAGAAUUCUCUGAAACAAUAGCAUGUUCUUAAGUUCAAAAAGGAAGCCCUAUAAGUCGCAGCUGAGCAGUCUCCAAGCACUAAUAUUUGAUUUUAUAGAGUACUUAAAAGUUCACAUUGGCCAUUUCAGGGGAGGUUUUCUGAAUUAAAAAAUGCAGUAAAUGCUGUUUGACGUGGCACUUUGUGUUUUCGCAGUCCACUCUGUGUUUUUGGAGAGGGCCACUGCUGAAGGCCUACUGGUGACAGUGGUGUGAACAUACUGGUAUACAUUGUGUAGUGACCACUGUGAAACAGAAUGUUCUAUGUGUUAAAUUACUGUUUAGUUGGGCUCUCUUUUCCCUGUUCCUGGUGCAGCUGCAGAAUUGCUCUGCAGAGUCAGCAGUGGUCCUGGGGAAGAGGGAGGGAUAUCUCCAGACCAGGGCUUGGUCAAGUAGAGGGGUAGCAGUUGAUGUGGUUGUUGGCCGUCUUUGAGUGGGUGAAAGAUGGUAACUUGUUUGGUUAUCAGGAAGACAGGCAAUUAAUGUUUCUGUGUCUGGCUCUUUGUGUUUGUAAAAGGUUCUUUCACAUGACAUUUGUGAAAUGUAAGUACAGCAGAAAUGAAGCUGAAGAGUUCUGAUAUGCUGAGCACCUAGGGGUUGCCUGUGCUCAGUGUUAUAGAAAAGAAGGUGCCAUGAAAAUUGAAUGCAGAGAACCAUAAGGGGUGUAAAUGUGCUUAGUUUUGUUAUGGAAACUACUGUAUAAGCUUUGUAUAAGGUUUAGAAUGUAAUGCUAUAAAUAAUGUACAGUUGAACUGUAAAAGAAUCAACAUGGGUUUACACUUCUGUGCUUGUGCAGUAUUUGCACUGUGUGUAUACAAAAUGAUCCACAGUUCAUACCUUUCUGGGAAUUGCAUCAGUGUGUGUGGGAGGGGAGGAGAGAGGAACUUAGAAACAACAGAUAUUUAUGUCUCAGACUUGCAGUUCUGUUUCAUAAAUCAUCACUCCUAUUGAAAAUCUCCUGUCCUCUCUUUGUCUGUUUUUAUAGUGUGAAUAGCUGUGCAAUCUGAGGUGUGGAGAGUGCUCUUCUCUCUAGGUACAUUUUGUGAAGAAGGAACUCAUUUUAGAAAUACAUGUUCUGACAGAUAAAAGUGGUUGGGUUUUUUUCCUCCUAAUUGCUUGGCUUGCCUUCUGAUUGCUAGAGUGUGAAAGUACUGUGCUAAAAGCAGACCCUUACAUUAUAUUACAGAGAC
Ficedula albicollis (Collared flycatcher) is the source of this 2883-nucleotide messenger RNA. It is a transcript of the gene CDCA7, whose product is annotated as cell division cycle associated 7. Bases 54 to 1211 code for a protein of 385 amino acids. NCBI's taxonomy places the organism in Eukaryota, Metazoa, Chordata, Aves, Passeriformes, Muscicapidae. The record is from RefSeq and is a predicted model, not a curated record. Gene Ontology annotation, cellular component: nucleus. Gene Ontology annotation, biological process: regulation of DNA-templated transcription. The transcript has 9 exons.